AUGCAGAAGCCCGCGAAUCCCCAUCCGCUGACUGACGACCACUUACCAUCUGCCAUGACCGGAUUAUCAGAACAGAUCAAGCGCAAUCCCAUUGGAAAUGGGCUUGAUGAUGUUCGCAGCACUUUCAAGUCCCUAUGCACCAGGGAAAAGACGCCAUAUUCUACAGAUUCAGUAGAUCAACUCGGCCAGGAAGAUCUUCGGAACCUGACCCUCCCUCUCCUGGUUGCCUUGCAAAGCCACGUCCUUUCAAUAUCUCUACCAUCGAAAUCGGGCUGCGGCAGUAUACAAAGUGAUCUCCUCAGACUUAUCUCGGCCGCAGUCUCCGACAGCUUCGACUUCAAUCGCGUCAAACCACUUCUGAAAGCGGCUUGCUCUCAUAAACUCGAUGAUGCCACCAUCUGGGAUCAAGCAUAUAGUGCCGUUACAGAAACCACGCCACCCCCCCGAAGGAUAGCUUCCUCGCUUCAACAAACACCAUGGCUGCGAAGCACGAGCAGUUUCACGAACUCAUCCGAACACCGCCGAUACGUUGACGAUAUACUGAAGGAGGAGCUAGGCACUAUGUACGUGGGACUUCCCGGAUUCCGAGAUGCGUAUUUUGGAAGAUUGGACGGACUAGAAGCUGCAUCCAAGGAGGUUUUCGAUCAGUGCCUUGAUGGCCGCGAGCCUGUAUUUCAAAAUGGCUGGAGGGAAUGGCCUCGGGAUCCGAACGAAAAAAGCGUGUUGGAGUGGCUUGCCGACAUCGUAAAGACGCUGGCGCUACUUGCAAAAGCCCAGAAGUCCAAUACGACACAUCAGCGGAGCCUUUUAAUACAGCCCAACACGCCGAUGCAUGGUUCGACGGCGGACCGCAGACUGGAUGUUGGGUUUGUCGAUGAUUUAAAGGGACCUCCAUACCACUGGAAGCAAAUAUUAGUACCCGGAGAACUAAAGAGUAAUCCGUCUGCCGACACCGCCUCCAAAGCUUGGAUCGACCUUGGGAGAUAUGCGAGGGAAGUGCUAGCCGCACAGGACACCCGACGCUUUGUGAUGGGCUUCACGCUCUGUGGAUCUCUCAUGAGGGUGUGGGCCUUUGACCGGCUUGGAGCCCUCGCAUCAGAGCAGUUUGACAUCAACAAAGACGGCCUGCAGUU
This is a messenger RNA of Colletotrichum tamarilloi, 1133 nucleotides long. RefSeq lists its product as uncharacterized. NCBI's taxonomy places the organism in Eukaryota, Fungi, Ascomycota, Sordariomycetes, Glomerellales, Glomerellaceae. The transcript is spliced from 2 exons. The record is from RefSeq and is a predicted model, not a curated record. The annotation marks the transcript as partial.